AUGGUGGUUGGAGAGGAGCAAGGGGGCGGCAAGGGGGCCGCGCAUGUGGAGAGCAUGCGGAAGCUGAAUACUCCCGCGCCGCCACGCAGUAGCUGCCUCAACUCGCCCUCCCUGCGCGCCCCUGCUGCCACCCCCUGCACCCCUGCUUGCACUCCCUCGCCCGCUCCCACGUGGGCAGCAGCACGAGCAUGCGCGUGCAGGCGAAAGCGCAGAGUGGGCGAGAGAAGCAGAGGCAUGCAUGCAGGCAAGGGCGGCGGGUGUGUGGCGAGGGAGAGGCGGAGGGUGAGAGCGCGUGUGGCGGGUGGAGUUGAGGGAGUGGCGGGCGUUGGAGUGGGUGAGGGAGGUGGCGGUGGUGGGCAGGAAGCAGGGUGGGCGCAGCGCAGCAGCACGUGGUGCCCCAAGCCUUGGUCCACGGCCACGCGCCCCAGCUGUCACGCGCGCCACUGCCACACGCCUCACGCGCAUCACGUGCCACGCUGUCACGCCCACGGGCAAGAGGGAUUGUUCCCGCGCCAAGGCCACCGCAUGUCGCACUGUGAAGCGCCAAGGCACUCUCAACCGCACAGCACUAGCAGCGCUUUCCUGUUGCACUUGCCUCAUGCCUUGCGCCAUGUCAUGCACUCACCGCACGCACCACACUCGCACCACUCUCCCCACUCACUCUCCCCACUCACUCUCACCACUCACUCUCACCACUCACUCUCCCCACUCACUCUCCCCACUCACUCUCACCUCUCACUCUCACCACUCACUCUCACCACUCACUCUCCCCACUCACUCUCACCACUCACUCUCCCCACUCACUCUCACCACUCACUCUCCCCACUCACUCUCACCACUCACUCUCCCCACUCACUCUCCCCACUCACUCUCACCACUCACUCUCACCACUCACUCUCACCACUCACUCUCCCCACUCACUCUCACCACUCACUCUCACCUCUCACUCCCGAGCGCGAGACUGAGUUGACGCUUUUAAGCGGAGUUGGGCGUGGGACGUGGUGUGUGUGGGAGAGGCUUACGGGAAAGCGGAGUGGGGCGGUGAUGAGUGGUGCGGUGGUGGCGCGGAUGGCGAGUGAAGCGCGCUGCCCACACGCCCACCAGCCCUAA
Molecule: messenger RNA, 1110 nt
Organism: Closterium sp. Naga37s-1
Lineage: Eukaryota; Viridiplantae; Streptophyta; Zygnematophyceae; Desmidiales; Closteriaceae
Source: the annotation of a GenBank genome assembly